Penaeus monodon (black tiger shrimp) is the source of this 1179-nucleotide messenger RNA. RefSeq names its product RNA-binding protein 25-like. The transcript is spliced from 3 exons. NCBI's taxonomy places the organism in Eukaryota, Metazoa, Arthropoda, Malacostraca, Decapoda, Penaeidae. The coding region runs from base 1 to 1179 and encodes 392 amino acids. The record is from RefSeq and is a predicted model, not a curated record.
AUGAGGUGUCGGGAGACCCACGUCACGAGAGGAGGUCGAGGUGAACCACCGAUGCCGCGAAGGAUGAGUCAAGAGACCAAGCGUUUGAGGUCAAGAAUACCACUGUCGGUGGAGGAGUCCAAGGAGACCACGCCCGAGAGGAGGGUCAAGGAGACCACGCCAGAGGAGGAGGUCAAGGAGACCACUGCCCAGAGGAGGUCAAGGAGACACGCCCGAGAGGAGGUCGAGGAGACCAAGAGCCCGAAGGAGGAAGGUCUAGGGACCACGCCCCGAAUGGUCAGGGACCACGCCCUGAGGAGGAGGUCGAAGGAACCACGCCCGAGGAGUAGUCAAGAAGACCACGCAAAGGAGGAGGUCAAGGAGACCACGCCCGAAGGAGAGGUCGAGAGAGCACGCCGGGAGGAGGUCGAGGAGACCAACAGCCCGAGGAGGCAGAGUGAGGAGGUCAAGGAGACACGGCCCGAAAAGGAGGUCAAGGAGACGCACGCCUCCCGAGGAGAGUUCGAGGAACCACGCCCGAGGAGAGGUCAAGGAGACCACGCCCGAGAAGGAGUCAAGGAGACACGCCAGAGGAGGAUGUCGAGGAGACCACGGCACCGAGGAGGAUGUCAAGAAGACCACUGCGGUGGUCAGAAACCACGCCAGAGGAGGAGGUCAAGGAGACCACGCCCGAGGAGGAGGCCAGGAGACACUCCCGAAGAGGAGGUCAAUAGUACCACGGCCCGAGACCACGCCCGAGGAGAGGUCGAUGAUACCACGCCAAGGAGGAGUCGAGGAGCCCACGCCGAGGAGGAGGUCAAGGAGACCACAGCCCGAGGAGGAGGUCAAGGAACCCACGCCAGAGGAGAGGUCGAGGAAACUCACGCCAUGGAGGAUGUCAAGGAACCACGGCCCCGAGGAGGAUGUCGAGAACCAACCCGCCGAGGAGAGGUCGAAGGAGACCACGCCCGAGAAGGAGGUCGAGGAGACCACGCACGACAAGGAGUGCGAGGAGACCACUGCCCGAGGAGGAGGUCGAUGAGACCACGCCCGAGUAGGAGGUCGAGUGAGACCACGCCCGAGGAGGAGUCGAGGAGACCACGCCAGAGGAGGAGGUCGAGGAACCACGCCCGAGAGGAGUCGAGGAGACCACGGCCAGUAGUAGGAGGUCGUGAGACCACGAAGGAGCCCUGCGGAUGA